Cyclocybe aegerita is the source of this 1596-nucleotide messenger RNA. The record is from the annotation of a GenBank genome assembly. Lineage: Eukaryota; Fungi; Basidiomycota; Agaricomycetes; Agaricales; Hemipholiotaceae.
AUGCCUGUCUCCUCCGACGACCCACUCGACGAGGUCCUCAGACCGCCCCCAGACGAGACCCCAGAGCAACGUCAGAUACGUCUCGAGUCGGAGGCGGAGGCUCGGCGCGUCAGCCAGGCCAUCGAUGCGAGCCUCAAGGCCGAACGACAGGCGCGCAAGAAGAAACGUAUCGUGAGGCUCUUGCUGUUGGGACAGAGUGAAUCCGGCAAGUCAACAACCCUACGACAAUUUCAACGACUGUAUACACCCACUGCUUUUCGAGAAGAGCGGAUAUUAUGGCGUGCCGUCAUACAACUCAACAUCGUUAGGUCAAUACGAACUAUUCUAGAGGCCAUCUCACAACCGCUACCGAAUUCACCCUACUCCUCACCCCGGUCGCGCGCGCGCAGCAUAUCUCGUUCGCGACAACCUGUGCCCUCGUCGACCAACUCACCACCCAUGCCUUCGCACCGCCAUGCUGUCGACGUCAUGGGAAAUGCCUCCAACAACCGAAGCAAUGGUACCGGCAUCGACAUGCAAUUUUCAUAUGGCUCUCCUUCCCACUACCCACCACCUCUUCCAACACACCAACGGCAGAACUAUGACGAGGAGGGUUAUCCGGAUUACGAUAACGACUCUGAUGGGGAAUAUAACAACGCUGACGACUCGUACCAUGGCCAGCAUAAUUUCGACGGCAGCCCAAAAUCACACCCCUCGGGUUCCUCGACAACUCUAGCUCAAUCACCACUGGAGGUUCUUAAAGCCCGUCUUCUCCCACUACGACACGUGGAAGCGCUGCUCAUCGCGAAACUAGUGCCACCGAACGAAGAGGAGGCUACGCACCUCGAUUACCCCAUUCACGCCCCGUCCCCAACCGGAUCACACUUUUCUCAUCACACUAACGGGCAUGGAAGACAGCGCAGUCGGUCCUACCACAACCAGGAGAUUUUCAUACGCCCCGGCGCAGGAUGGAAGGGCGGAUUGUCACGGGCCAGGGUGAAUUUUGCAGGUUAUUCAUAUGGUGACUCAUCCUCGAGCGCUGGGCCAAGGCCGACGAGUGCGGGGAACACAGGACUCGAGACGCCCGAUGAACCGCAGGAGGUACUCAAUUCGUGUCGGAAGGACAUGGUUGCGCUCUGGAAUGACCGAGGGGUGAGAGAAAUCUUGCGGCGGAGAAAGAUCCGGCUGGAGGAGGGGAGUGGUUUUUUCCUGGAUGACCUAGAAAGGGUUACGUCGCUGAAAUAUCUACCCACCGACGACGAUGUCCUGAAGGCACGCCUGAAAACGGUGGGCGUCUCGGAGUAUAAGUUCGAGAUGGAGGUUAGUGCUGGGAGGGACAGCGGGACAGAGUGGAGAAUCGUUGAUGUCGGUGGCAGCCGGAGUCAACGACCGACAUGGGCGCCUUUCUUUGAUGAUGUGGACGCGAUCAUCUUCCUCGCCCCCAUAUCAGGGUUCGAUCAGGUUUUGGCAGAGGACAGAACCGUGAACCGUCUUGAAGACUCGGUGUUGCUGUGGAAGGCUGUGUGCUCCUCAAAAUUGCUCGCCAACGUAGACCUCGUGCUCUUCCUCAAUAAAUGUGAUAUUUUGGAAAAGAAAUUGAAGUCUGGCAUCCGGUGA